AUGGCCAAACCCUCGGGCUCAGCAUCCUCCUCGGAUGUAUCUCUCCGCCCUCACCCAUCAUCGAACCGCCGGGACGGAAACUCCAAGCCCGAAUCCACAUCCCCAGCCUCAGGACUCGAGUCUAGCAGCGCAGGGCCCUCCCGGCCCCAACCCGGACCUCAAACCCCCUCCCUCGAAUCCCCCCUCAGCCACCUCAAAGCCCGCCUCGUCCGCCUCCGCCCCGGCCACUCAGCCGACGGCAACAACACCCACUCCGACUCCGACUCCGACUCCGAAAACGAGCUCCUGCUCGACCCCAACCUGCCCGCCGACUACUCCCAACGCCACCAACCCCUCCCGCACCACGACGGCAUCCCCCUCACCAAACUCCCCUCCCUCGACACCGACAUCGACUCCGACUCCGACUCGGACCGCGCCCCCCUCGUAGCCGGCCACGACGCCACCUCCUCCUCCACCUUAGGAGAAGACGACGAUGAUGACGGGGAAGAUGGGCAAGAGCGUGAGGAGAUGGAGGACUCGCCGUACCCGGAGGUGCGCGCCGCCGUCCACCCCUACGACGACCCCUCGCUGCCCUGCAACACGGUGCGUGCCUGGGCCAUCGGGCUGAGCUUGAUCUUUCUGGGCGCGAGUAUGAAUACGCUGUUUUCGCUGAGGUCGCCGAAUAUUAGCUUGGGGGCUUUGAUUGCGCAGGUUAUUGCUUGGCCUCUGGGAAGGGGAUGGGCAAGGUUUGUUCCCGACAAGGAGGUAACCCUGCCAAUGUUGUGGCUCGGAAAGGGGGUGGGAAGGGGGGCCGGGGUGAAGAAAGUACGACUAAAGCUAAACCCCGGGCCCUUCAACGUCAAGGAGCAUGCCAUCAUCGUCGUCAUGGCGAGUGUCUCCUUCUCCGUCGCGUACGCGACCGAUAUCAUCCUCGCCCAGAAGGUGUUUUAUAAGCAGGACUUUGGCCUUCUGUGGCAGCUGCUUCUGGUUGUGUCGACUCAGAGUCUGGGCUACGGCAUCGCCGGCAUGAUGAGACGGUUCUUGGUGUAUCCCGCCGCCAUGAUUUGGCCCGGCAACCUGGUGUCCGUGACCCUCAUGAACGCCAUGUAUGAGAGCAGCGAGGACCGGGAUCCGACUGUCAUUGGCGGAUCUAUGCCGCGGUACAGGUGGUUCGGCCUGAUCACCGUCGGCGCCUUUGUCUACUACUUCAUCCCUGGGUUUCUGGCCCAGUUUCUGAGCUCGUUCGCCUUUAUGACUUGGCUGGCACCUAACAGCCCGGUUAUCAACCAGCUGUUCGGUUCCAACACCGGCUUGUCGCUGUUGCCGAUUACUUUUGACUGGACCCAGAUUUCGGGCUUUGUAUCGGCUCACCCCUGA
Molecule: messenger RNA, 1356 nt
Organism: Chaetomium globosum CBS 148.51
Lineage: Eukaryota; Fungi; Ascomycota; Sordariomycetes; Sordariales; Chaetomiaceae
Exons: 3
Coding region: 1-1356 (451 amino acids)
Biological process (GO): transmembrane transport
Molecular function (GO): oligopeptide transmembrane transporter activity
Source: RefSeq, a predicted model, not a curated record